CGAUGCUGCCAUAGCUUCCGUAGUCCCUGCUAGCUGUCUUCCUCCCUCCACCCAACACACCGACUGCUCCGUUUCGCUUAAAGCGUUUCCUGUCGCCAAUUGCUGUUCCUCCGCGAGGAUUCCGCAACUACAUGGAGCAAAACACUUGCAAAAUACGGUUUUCCAUAGUUUCCGCCGAUGGUCUAAGCAAACGGGACCUGUUCCGUACUCCCGACCCCUUUGCAGUGUUGACGAUUGACGGCGAACAAACACGUACGACCAAAGUUGUAAAAAAGUCUCUGAAUCCGUACUGGAACGAAUCAUUUGACAUAAAUGUAAGACCCUCGAGCUCAAUCCUCGUCAGGAUCUUUGAUCAAAAACGCUACAAAAAAAAGGACCAGGGAUUCUUGGGUCUGGUCACAUUUCGGGUGCAGGAGGUUGUCAAUCUGAGCAGUUCUCGUGAAACACUCGUCACUCGUCAGCUGCGUAAGUCAAGCAACAGCUCCAGCCUGUCCGUUCAGGGCGAGUUGAUUCUCAAACUCUGUAUAAUUCGAGGAAACGGCCAGAAUGCACGAAUUGCUGCUAAUGGGACCUCAUCUCGUACGUCAACACCCCAGCCCGCUUCAUCCCGGCUUUCAGCUCCACAAAAUGGUCGUUCGGCCGCUUCUUCUUCAAUUCACUCUUCUACCGCUCAGGGUGCACGAGCUUCUCGAACUCCUCGGGCACCGUCGGCCGCUACAGCAAGUCAGGUGCAGAGCAUAAUGUCACCCUUUGAGGAUCAGUACGGACGGCUGCCGCCUGGAUGGGAACGCCGUACAGAUUCGCUUGGUCGCACUUACUAUGUUGACCACAACACGCGUAGCACGACGUGGACACGGCCGUCAUCCAGCACAGUUCCACGUACGCACAACUCGCGUGAAUCACAGCGUUUACAGCACCAAAAUCGUACACUGCCAGAUACCGCCGGCUCCGGUAAUGUGGCUGGACCUACAGACCUUCCUGCUGGCUGGGAGCAGCGUUUUACGCCGAGCGGCCGUCCGUAUUUUGUUGACCAUAAUACUCGGACGACAACUUGGGUUGAUCCUCGCACUCAAGUUGUUCGGCCGACGAAUGCCGCUACAUCUGCUCAGGCUGCAUUCGUGCAACCCCAGUCGCUUUCGCACUUGGGUCCUCUGCCUAGCGGCUGGGAAAUGCGGCUAACGAAUACGGCACGAGUCUACUUUGUGGAUCACAAUACGAAAACGACUACGUGGGACGAUCCCCGUCUUCCUUCGUCACUCGACCAAAACGUUCCCCGGUACAAGCGCGACUUUCGACGGAAGCUGGUGUACUUCCGUUCGCAGCCCGCGAUGCGACCUCUUCCUGGGCAAUGUAAUAUUAAAGUUCGUCGUGAACACAUCUUCGAGGAUUCCUAUGCUGAAAUUAUGCGGCAAAGUCCGAUUGAGCUGAAAAAGCGUCUUAUGAUUCGCUUUGAAGGCGAGGAUGGUUUGGAUUACGGUGGAUUGUCGAGAGAGUUCUUUUUCCUCUUAUCACACAAAAUGUUUGACCCUAUUUACUGCCUCUUUGAGUACUCCGCUGUUGACAAUUACACACUGCAAAUCAACCCUCACUCAAGCAUUAAUCCAGAGCACUUGAAUUACUUCAAGUUCAUUGGUCGCGUAAUUGGCCUCGCCAUCUUCCAUCGUCGCUUUUUGGACGCAUUUUUUGUUGUCUCUCUCUAUAAAAUGCUCCUGCGGAAGAAGGUUACUUUGGCUGAUAUGGAGAGUAUCGAUGCAGAGUUCUACCGAAGUCUCAAGUGGAUUCUCGAUAACGACAUUACUGGCAUCCUAGACCUUACCUUCAUUGCCGAAGAAGAUCACUUUGGCGAGGUGCGCACUGUUGAGCUCAAACCCAAUGGUGAUCAGAUUGAGGUGACCGAGGAUAAUAAAAAAGAAUAUGUCGAACUGGUUACCCAAUGGAGAGUUACGAAACGUGUGGAAGAACAGUUUAACGCUUUUUACGACGGCUUCAUCGACAUUAUACCCCCAGAAUUAAUCAACAUAUUUGAUGAACGCGAGCUGGAACUCCUCAUUGGCGGUAUAUCUGAUGUUGAUGUGGAAGAUUGGAAGACCAAUACAGAGUAUCGUACGUACACAAGCACAGACCAGGUUGUUGUAUGGUUUUGGGAUAUCAUUUCAUCCUGGGAGAACGAGAAACGCUCCAGGCUGUUACAGUUUGCUACCGGAACAUCGCGUAUUCCCGUCAAUGGUUUCCGUGAUCUCCAAGGUAGUGAUGGUCCUCGGAAGUUUACUAUUGAAAAGGCAGGCUCAGCGGAACAACUGCCUGUUGCCCACACCUGUUUCAACCGUUUAGAUCUACCGCCUUACGAAUCGAAGGAGCGGCUUGAUGAUCGGUUAACCAUGGCUAUUGAGAACACGAUCGGUUUUGGUAACGAGUAAUUCUGGCUAAUGAUGAAAAAAAAAUGCAAAAACAUAAUAAACGGCACUUAUGAUGACGGCUUUUACAUUCCUCACUGCUUAUCAAGCGUGUCUGCGUGCUUUUUUCGUCGCGACACUUCAUUUUCAUUUACAAAAGAUUCAGAAGGAAAAUGCAUACCUUUACUCCCUUUUCUUCUAUAACCUUUUCCCUGCAUACAUUCUCAGCAAAAAGCAUCUUACAUAAAAAAAAGUUCUUACAUUCUGUUCCACCCGGUAACUAUUUUUCUCGAAUUAUUAAAGGAUUCAACUCGUGCGUUAUUCUAAAAUACGCGGUAUACGAUAGGCAAAAGUAGCUGUCCUUCUUGCCUUGUCCCGAAGAAGGGCGGCUUGUUAUGUGAAUGCGAUCGAAUUUCGUCUCCUCUCGCGCUUGAAAUGUUCGGUUCGCGAGCAUUAACGCUCGAUUUCUUAUAAGCAAAACGAUGUCUUGUGCUACGCAAUUCUGUCGUAUGGUUAUGUAUCGUUCAUGCUCUGUUUCCUCCAGACCGAAACGCUUGUUUAGUGCACGUUCGUAUCCAUUAUUGAUCUGUUUUGACGUUUACGUCAAAAUCCUAUUCUUCUAUGUAAUAACAGAGCCCAUAAUUGUUCAACGCUCGCUCUCUAUCCUGUUGUUGUUUUGUUUUCUCUAAUCGACAAGUGCGGAUGAGAGUAUGAUGAACCUUUUUGGAGAUUCUAGUGACAAAGUUUCAGCUCACGUUUCUUGUCAGUUCUGUACAUGCUGAUUUUGUUGUCCGUUUAUGAUCACAGAAAUUCAUUUCAAACUCCUCUAUUAUUUACAUUUGUUCAUUUCCCCUCUCACCCUACUACUUACUACUACUACUGAGUAUGGGCUUCUUAAUAGAACAUAGUUAUAGCG
Molecule: messenger RNA, 3309 nt
Organism: Schizosaccharomyces japonicus yFS275
Lineage: Eukaryota; Fungi; Ascomycota; Schizosaccharomycetes; Schizosaccharomycetales; Schizosaccharomycetaceae
Product: HECT-type ubiquitin-protein ligase E3 Pub1
Exons: 2
Coding region: 132-2417 (761 amino acids)
Biological process (GO): ubiquitin-dependent protein catabolic process; protein ubiquitination
Molecular function (GO): ubiquitin-protein transferase activity; ubiquitin protein ligase activity
Source: RefSeq, a predicted model, not a curated record